UGUUCAAAAAUGGCGGAUACAAAUAACAAAAAAUCAAAUUUAAUCAAUUAACAGUUACCCAAUUAACAGCUGUAAUCUCGCCAUUUGAUAAAUGUCACAUUGAUAAUAGAAAUGAUUUCGAUAUAUAUUUGUUCAGUUUUGAUUUUGCUAACAAAAGAAUGCGCUUCCGAGUUUCCUUUUAGAAAUGUUUCACUUCCUAUCGAGACCAGGGUGGAGGACCUGGUGUCACGGCUUAACUUGUCAGAACUUCUAGGACAGAUGUCACAUGGUGGUGGAGGUGGGGACGGCUCACCAGUACCCCCAAUUCCACAUCUAGGUAUAGGAAAAUAUUCCUGGGGUACAGAAUGUAUUCAUGGCGACGUUUCUGGAAAUUCUACAUCGUUUCCUCUUUCGAUUGGUCUUGCAGCUACUUUCAAUCCGGAUUUGAUGAAAAUGGUUGCAAGUGCUAUAUCAACUGAAGUGAGAGCGAAGAAUAAUGACUUUGUCAGAAGAGGAAUUUUUAAGGGUCAUACUGGACUAAAUUGUUUUAGUCCAGUUAUAAAUAUAAUGAGGCAUCCACUUUGGGGAAGAAAUCAGGAGACUUAUGGAGAGGACCCCUAUCUGACGGGGAUUCUAGCCAAACAGUUUGUCACAGGAUUGAUAGGGAACAACUCUCGCUAUUAUCGAGCAAAUGCAGUAUGUAAACAUUUUGAUGCUUAUGGAGGACCAGAGGAUCUCCCUCAGUCAAGGCUCAGCUUUAAUGCUAAGGUACAAAAACAAGAUCUGUACAUGACCUAUCUACCACAGUUCAAGCAGUGUAUUCAAAGUGGAGCCCUUGGAAUAAUGUGUAGUUAUAAUAGUGUAAAUGGUAUUCCAGCAUGUGCCAACAAAAUGCUAUUGACUGAUGUUCUCAGGACAGAAUGGAAUUUCCCAGGAUUUGUCAUCAGUGACUCAGGGGCUGUUGAAUUUCUGAUAAUCAACCAUCACUACAUAGAGAAUAUUACAGAUGCAGCAGUUGCCUGUGUGAAGGCAGGGCUUAACCUUGAACUGCAUGCUGGGAACUAUGCUAGGGGAGCUUUUGAUUGGCUGAAGUAUGCUGUAGCUGAUGGCAAACUUUCUAAGAAAACAAUUGUAGAUAGAGUGAAGCCAUUAUUCCUUACAAGGAUGAAACUGGGAGAGUUUGACCCCCCUGGAAUGAACCCUUACAAUGACCUUGACCUGUCUGUUAUACAGAGUGUACCUCAUAGAGAGUUAUCUACCCUGGCUGCAAUGCAGUCAUUUGUCCUGCUCAAGAAUGAUGGGGUUUUACCCAUAAAACCAGUAUUCAGAAAAGUAGCUAUUGUAGGUCCAUUCGCUGACAAUCCUGUACAACAGAUGGGCGAUUAUGGACCAGAUGUAGACCUGAAAUAUACGUCCACAGUAAGCUCAGGCCUGGCAGGUCUUGGUGAUAAGGUGGUCAAUGUGUCUGGAUGUAAAAAUACAUGGUGUGUAGAUUAUGAUCAGAAAGCUGUGAUAUCUGCUGUUCAGGAUGCAGAUUUAGUGGUCUUGUGCCUUGGAACUGGUCCUGCAGUAGAGCGAGAGAAUUUUGACAGAAGGGACAUGUUGUUACCAGGAAACCAGCCACAACUGUUGAAAGAUGCCAUGUUAUAUGCUCGCAGUAGGAUCAUCCUAUUGUUAUUCAGUGCUGGUCCCCUGGACAUCAGAGAGGCACAGAAACCAGCAGUUUCAGCCAUAGUGCAGUGCUUCUUCCCAGCUCAAGCAACGGGAGUGGCACUCUACCAUAUCCUCACCAACAGUCAUCCCGAGGCCAACCCAGCCGGCAGACUGCCCUUUACAUGGUACUCUUCAGAUGAACAGGUACCAUCAAUGACUGACUAUAGUAUGACUAAUCAUACAUAUCGAUACUUCACUGGUGACCCUCUCUACCCAUUUGGCUAUGGUCUGUCUUACACAAAGUUUCAGUAUAGUGACCUUGAACUUUCACCUGAAAAGGUCAAAGUGGGACAAAAUUUGACAGUGAGGUUUGUCUUAACAAAUGUUGGAAAUGAGGCUGGGGAGGAGGUAACACAGGUCUACAUAUCAUGGUUGAAUGCAACAGUAGUGACUCCAAAAUACCAGUUGGUUCAUUUUAACCGUACCAUGUUCUAUAAAGGUUGGACAGUAAAUGCAAGGGUCGAUAUAUUUAGUGAACAGAUGGCUGUGUAUGUGGAUGGGAAAGGUUUCGUUAUAGAACCUGGUGAAAUAGCGGUAUAUGUUGGGGGUCAGCUACCAGACCAGAAGACCAAAGUGCCUUCUAACGUGUUACGGGGAGUGUUCACAAUUGUUAGCUGAUACCUGUUCAAACAAUUUCAUUUAAAAUUUCCACUAUUUGUAUAAAAAAGGUGCUUGAUGGAGUAAAAUAUUCGUAUUUAUUAAUGAGAUAUUCAGUGCUAUGAUAUAAUGUGUUCAGAUGCAUCCUGUGAAGAUCAGAUCUCAUGGAUCAUUUUACCCUUAUCCUGUUAAAUUUCUGUAAUAAAGUAGUCCAUCUUUCAAAUUGGACAGAACCAUUAACAGUUAAAAGGGGUGCAUACUGAAAAGAUACUGACUGAAUGGCGAACAGUGCAGAUCAUGAUCAGACUGUAUGGAUGUGCAGGCUGAUCAUGAUCUGCACUGGUCGCAAACGCAGAAUCAGUCAUGUCCAGCAUGGUAAGGGUUAAAAUUUGAUUCUAUGCAUAGAAUUUAACAAUGACAUUUAUGUGUUCAAUCCUGUAAACAAUAGGGAAAUGAUGUGACUGUUUUAUUGUUUAUGAUUUUUUUUGUAUGAUAUAAUUUUGUAGGCAUAACCUUUGUGUUUUUUUUACCAGGAUGACAGGUUCUUGGGGGACAUGAAUUUGUAGCAUUCAAAUAUUCAUGAAAAAAAAAUAGAUAAAAGAUUUUUGUGCUCAUUUAGAUUGAAUUUCAUGAUAGACCAGGAAUUCCGCCAAAAAUACAUGUAGUACACUAAGAGCAAUAAUAAUUUCAUUCUGAGUACAUUUGUAAUCCUAUUUCUGUAUUGGACCUUUACCACAUAAUAUGUUCAUAUUACAUCAGCUCUAUUUAAAUGAAGAUGUUCAAGUUUUUCAUCCAGACUGUUAACAAGAGUAAGGUUCACACAGAAAGACAUGUUCCACCCCAUGUAACCAAUGACAUUGAACUGCCAAAUAUUUAAUGCCUCUAUAGUUUUAAAGAUAAACAAGAGCUGUCUCCGUAGGAUGACACAUGCCCCCGAUGGCACUUUGAAUGAAUAGUUAUGGCCGAUGUUAAGAGUUUAGGACCUUUGACCUACGGAGCUGGGUCUUGCGCGCGACACAUCGUCUUACUGUGUCACACAUUCAUGCAUAGUUAUUUUAAAAUCCAUGCGUGAAUGACAAAGAUAUGGACCGUACAUGCCCAUCAUUGCACUAUCAUGAAAAAUGAUCUUUAACGUCUAAGUGUGACCUUGACCUUUGAGCUACGGACCUGGGUCUUGCGUGUGACAUGUCGUCUUAUUGUGGUACACAUUCAAGCCAAGUUAUUUGAAAAUCCAUCCAUCGAUGACAAAGAUAUGGACCGGACACGCCCAUCAAUGCACUAUCCUUUAACGUCUAAGUGUGACCUUGACCUUUGAUCUACGGACCUGGGUCUUGCGCACUGCAUGUCAUCUUACUGUGGUACACAUUCAUGCCAAGUUAUUUGAAAAUCCAUCCAUCGAUGACAAAGAUAUGGACCGGACACGCCCAUCAAUGCACUAUCCUUUAACGUCUAAGUGUGACCUUGACCUUUGAGCUACGGACCUGGGUCUUGCGCACUGCACGUCGUCUUACUGUGGUACACAUUCAUGCCAAGUUAUUUGAAAAUCCUUCCAUCGAUGACAAAGAUAUGGACCGGACACGCCCAUCAAUGCACUAUCCUUUAACGUCUAAGUGUGACCUUGACCUUUGAGCUACGGACCUGGGUCUUGCGCACUGCACAUCGUCUUACUGUGGUACACAUUCAUGCCAAGUUAUUUGAAAAUCCAUCCAUCGAUGACAAAGAUAUGGACCGGACACGAAAAUUGCGGAAUUGACAGACCGACAGACGGUUCAAAAACUAUAUGCCUCCCUUCGGGGGCAUAAAAAUUCAUAAGUUCUAGGCAACUGUUGCACAUUAUAGAACAUUUUUGUUAUUCAAUGAAUUCCAUUCAUUUAUAAUAUUCAUAUUAACCUUUAGCCUGCUGGCGGCAACUGAUCUUGCCUUUGCGACCAGUGCAGACCAAGAUCAGGCUGCACAUCCGUGCAGGCUGAUCAUGGUCUGCACUGUUCGCUAUUCAGUCAGUAAAUUUUCAGUUAACACCCCUUUGAAUAAUAAAUGGUAUUUCCCAAAUUGAAUGAUGGACCAGUCCAUUUUAGAAAUUUAGCUGGGUAAAGGUUAAGAACAUGCAUAGGAAUAUAAUAAAUGUCUAGAUAUUAUUUUAAUUAUUUAAUCUUAUUUAAAUUGUUCAUAUAGUAGUGGGACUGACCAGCAAUUGAAUGAAAAAUUAACCGAUAUAUUUUAAUGAAGCAGGUGUAAUUAAAGAAGUUUAUAAUUUUAUAACUGGUAUUCAGUACAGUUGACAUUGUAUUAAGAGACCACCCAAGGUACUGCUAAAAAGUGGUCCCUUAAUUAAUAUCAGUCAUGUGAAGGGAAAAGCUAUUUUAACUGUUACUGUAUUAUUAUCAACAUACAUAUAAAAUGUAUAAAUGUA
This is a messenger RNA of Mercenaria mercenaria, 4699 nucleotides long. RefSeq lists its product as uncharacterized. Gene Ontology annotation, molecular function: xylan 1,4-beta-xylosidase activity; alpha-L-arabinofuranosidase activity. Gene Ontology annotation, cellular component: plant-type cell wall. The record is from RefSeq and is a predicted model, not a curated record. Gene Ontology annotation, biological process: xylan catabolic process; arabinan catabolic process. The transcript is spliced from 13 exons. Lineage: Eukaryota; Metazoa; Mollusca; Bivalvia; Venerida; Veneridae. Bases 112 to 2310 code for a protein of 732 amino acids.